AUGCGCCGCAGCGCACUGGCAUGUUUCAUCUCACUGGCCUUUUUCCACAUUUGCCUCGCCAGCGAAAAGUGCGUCAUUGCAUACGGUCACCUCGUUUGCAACAAGAAUCCUCAAGAGGCAAGCAUGGCAGAACUCAAAAUCUACGAUAAAGACGCCCCAUGGCCGCUGAACUGGUUCGAUCCUGACGACCUGAUGGUAUAUGGCUUACCAAAUUCUAAUGGCGACUUCAAGCUCGCUGGCUGUGCGAGGGACACUGACCCACUUCCAGGCAUAAAAAAUCACCCUGAUCCAUUCUUGGUCAUCCUACACAAGUGCAAUAAAAAGGAAGGAGAGAUGCUGCGUUACAACGGCACGUUGCACUUCUCUCCGUUGCGUUCGAACCUUGGCGACAUCGUGUUGGAUUCGCGUUAG
Molecule: messenger RNA, 411 nt
Organism: Soboliphyme baturini
Lineage: Eukaryota; Metazoa; Nematoda; Enoplea; Dioctophymatida; Soboliphymatidae
Source: the annotation of a GenBank genome assembly